Rhizophagus irregularis DAOM 181602=DAOM 197198 is the source of this 430-nucleotide messenger RNA. The record is from RefSeq and is a predicted model, not a curated record. NCBI's taxonomy places the organism in Eukaryota, Fungi, Glomeromycota, Glomeromycetes, Glomerales, Glomeraceae.
UUUUAGUUUAAAAAUUUUUAUAUACAUUAUAUCAUACUAUAUAUUCAUUAUAUCUCCUUAUACUGUUAAUGUGUUAAUGUUAUUAAUGGUUACUCAGAUCACAUGUAAAACUUUACUUAUUGUAACACUUUGUUAUACCUUUGUAUUGUUUCACGUGACACAUGCAUUUUUUUUAAGUAAUUUCAUUCUCAUUUUAUUUUACUUUCAGGAUACAUUUAAAGAAAAAACAGGCGGAUCUUACCGAUUAACAAACUCUUUUACAUUUUUAGGAAAAGAAAAUUAUAAAUUUUUAAUUUAAUAUGUUUUUUUUUUUUUUUUGAAAAGAUAUUCCCCUAGGAAAAUAUCGGUUUGUGCGGGUGCGUUAGCGUUUAUUUACAGAUUUAGUUUGAUUUUUCCAUUUAUAUAAUGUAAUUGGGUGUUACAACAUGAG